AUGGCUUUUGACAAUACCCCGAAAUCAUUGAGAGGGUCGUCGUCUGUGAUUCAUAUUGAAGGACACAAAGUACGCGCACUUUUCGAUAGUUGCAGUAGUCAGAGUUUCAUACACCCUCGUCUCAUAGAAAGGUGUAACCUCCCAAUCAAAAGGGACACAGUUAAGGACAAGGUAGCAAUGGCUUCUCUGGCGUGUUCCAUGCCUAUAAAAGGUUGCACAGCAGCUGAUAUUGAAUAUCAGGGCCGACACUAUCAAAAAUUCAUAUUGAGAGUAAUGGAUGAUCUAUGUUGUGACAUUUUACUUGGUAUAGACUUUCAAGGACAACAUCAAAGUGUAACUUAUAAUUACGGCGGCGAUCGACCUCCAAUGUCUGUGUGUGGCUUUUCAACUUUCAAAAGUUUGCCUCCAGAACCAUUCAAAAAUCUGACUGCUGACUGCCAUCCUAUUGCUACAAAGUCUCGUUGGUAUUCCAAAGAUGACAGAAAGUUUAUUGAAAUGGAGGUCAACCGUUUGUUACAGGAAGGAAUUGUAACGCCUAGCAGAUCUCCGUGGAGAGCUCAAGUUGUCGUCGUAAAAGGUGAAAAUGGGAAACGAAGGUUUGUAAUCGAUUAUUCACAGACCAUCAAUAAAUUUACUCAGUUAGACGCGUUUCCUUUACCUAAUAUGAGCGAUAUAAUCAACGAAAUUGCUCCUUAUCGUGUGUAUAGCACAGUGGAUUUAAAAAGUGCAUACCAUCAGGUUCCACUUGAAAAGGAAGACCAGAAAUAUACUGCUUUCGAAGCUGCGGGUGCUCUGUUCCAGUUCACUCGUUUACCGUUUGGAGUCACAAAUGGUGUGGCCUGCUUCCAGAGGGCAAUGAUGAACCUGGUAAAAGAAGAAAACCUGACCGGUGUUUUCGCGUAUCUCGAUAACAUUACCAUUUGUGGGCAUACUCAACAAGACCAUGAUAUCAACUUGCAGAAGUUUCUAGAAGCCGCUAAACGACGAAAUCUAAAAUUGAACAAAAACAAAAAGCAUAUUUCGAACCAGAAAACUUCAGAUUCUAGACCACUAGCAUCUGCGAAAACUUUUCCUCUCGACGACCAGUCAAUUCAUGCGUUUCACGAAUUGAAGCGACUCGUAGAAUCUGCUGUCGUCAUAGCUGUGGAUGAAACUUUACCUUUUGAAGUAGAAACAGAUGCCUCUGAUGUAGCAUUGGCUGCAACCCUAAACCAAGGUGGGAGACCAGUGGCUUUUUUCUCUCGCAUGCUACAAGGUCCAGAACUCAAACACCCUUCAAUAGAGAAGGAAGCAAGGCCAUCAUUGAGGCUAUCAGAGAUCCGUAUCAUUUAUGUUCAUCGAAAUCACAGAACAAAGAUUAAAAAUGAUAAAUCAUGCGAUUGGCGACUAGAACUCUGCUGCUAUAGUUUUGACAUUCGUUGUCCUGGGCAAGAAAAUAUUCCCUCUGAUGCACUUUCAAGAAUAUCGUGCGCAACUGUACAAGAUCCCGAAAAUCAUCUUUUGUAUAAACUUCAUGACGCUCUGUGUCACCCAGGAAUUACGAGAAUGUCUCACUUUAUUCGAGUCAGGAAUUUGCCAUAUUCGAUGGAUGACAUUCGAAAAGUUGUUUCAACAUGUCCUGUUUGUUGUGAAUGCAAGCCGCGAUUUCAUAAGCCUGACACCGGGCACCUUAUCAAAGCUACACAGGCAUUUGAACGUCUCAAUAUAGACUUUAAAGGACCUCUACCGUCAAACAAUAAUAAUCGAUACUUUCUGUGCGUAGUCGAUGAAUUUUCGAGAUUUCCGUUUGCAUUCCCAUGUCCAGAUGUUUCCACAGCAAGUGUCAUUAAAUGUCUCACGCAACCAUUCACUACAUUUGGAAUGCCUGCUUUUAUACAUUCAGACAGAGGUUCUGCUUUCAUGAGUCGAGAACUUCGCUCUUUUCUCAAUGACAAAGGUAUUGCAACAAGUCGCACCACACCAUAUAAUCCUGCAGGAAAUGGACAGGUUGAACGUUUUAAUGGCACGAUAUGGAAUGGGGUGAAGUUGGCGCUGAAAUCGAAACGUCUUCCUGUUCAAUUGUGGCAUGAGGUUUUGCCUGAUGUUUUGCAUUCAAUACGGUCGUUGUUGUGUACAGCCACCAAUGAGACUCCUCAUGAGCGAGUUUUCAAAUUCUCCAGAAGAUCUAUGUCUGGAUGUUCUAUUCCAUCCUGGAUGUCAACGCCGGGACCAGUGCUUUUGAAAAGAUAUGUCAGGAAGUCGAAAACCGAACCUUUAGUAGAUGAAGUCGAGCUUCUGGAAGCAAAUCCACAAUAUGCUCAUGUUCGAUUUCCAGAUGGCAGAGAAACAACUGUAGCCUCAAAACAUCUGGCCCCUGUCGGUUACGAAAUUUCGAUGAAUAGGCAAGGGACAGACAAUAUCAACCACGAAACACCAUUGCACGUUAGAGACGAGUCUUCGAUUCAACUUAUGUCUCCAUCUAUCAAUCAAGGAAACAAUAAAACUCAAACGCAAGAAGAUAUUGUUGAAAAUAAUAUUGUCUCUAGAUCUCCAUCGCCUCCAGUUCUAAGGAGAUCAACCAGGGAACGCCGAACCGUAGACAGACUAAAUCUCUAAAGUGGCGGUGAAUGUGAUAACUUGGAAAUGCAACUCAAUGUAUCUAUUUGUUUAUACAGCUGCAGUCAAGCAAUGAUUGCUGUGGCGUUUUAAAUCAGACACCAAUCAUUGCUGUGCUGUAGAUGUAGUGUGUUAAUUCUUUCAACUUUAUUCAUUUAACUAUUGAGCCGCUUACUGUUAGCAUCAGCAAUUCGAUACGUAUUUGUUUUCUUGUUUAAUAACAUUUGCUUGUGUUAUA
Styela clava is the source of this 2833-nucleotide messenger RNA. Lineage: Eukaryota; Metazoa; Chordata; Ascidiacea; Stolidobranchia; Styelidae. The record is from RefSeq and is a predicted model, not a curated record.